AAAUAUGUAUUUACCAUACACACAACUGCCCGAUCCAACGGACAAAUUCGAAAUCUAUGAAGAAAUUGCACAGGGCGUCAACGCAAAAGUAUUUCGGGCAAAAGAGUUAGAUAAUGAUCGAGUGGUAGCCUUAAAAAUUCAGCACUAUGAUGAGGAACACCAAAUAUCGAUUGAAGAAGAGUAUCGUACUUUACGCGAUCACUGCAAUCAUCCAAAUCUUCCCGAGUUUUAUGGCGUCUACAAGCUUGAAAAGUCAAAUGCACCUGAUGAAAUAUGGUUUGUUAUAGAGAAAUAUGUCUCAAGUUAAAGCACGACAAACAAGGAG
Molecule: messenger RNA, 325 nt
Organism: Bactrocera tryoni
Lineage: Eukaryota; Metazoa; Arthropoda; Insecta; Diptera; Tephritidae
Product: neither inactivation nor afterpotential protein C-like
Exons: 2
Coding region: 5-307 (100 amino acids)
Biological process (GO): protein phosphorylation
Molecular function (GO): protein kinase activity; ATP binding
Source: RefSeq, a predicted model, not a curated record